UUAGUAGGCUAUUUGUUCGGCCGUUUUUCGGUAUUUUGGCAGAUUUUUUUUAUCGGUAAAGUUGGAAAAAAAAAUCGGCCGAUUUUCACUGCAAUGAUGGGCAAAUCGGCCGAUUUUUUACCGAUAAAAAAUCUGCGCAUGAGCAGUGACCUGCAGGAGGAAGACAAAAAGAAGUAAAAGAAGAAGUAAAAGAAGAAGAAGAAGUAAAAGAAGUAAAAGAAGAAGUAAAAGAAGAAGAAGAAGUAGAAGAAGAAAAAGAAGUAAAAGAAGAAGAAGUAAAAGAAGAGGAGGAGGAGGAGGAGGAAGAAGAAGAGG
This is a messenger RNA of Staurois parvus, 315 nucleotides long. The record is from the annotation of a GenBank genome assembly. NCBI's taxonomy places the organism in Eukaryota, Metazoa, Chordata, Amphibia, Anura, Ranidae.